AUGCCGCUCCAGCAUGGCCCUCGAGUGGGAGUGGCAGCAGCUGCCGGUGCUGCUCGUCCCCGCAGUCUCCCCGGCCGACCUACUAGCCUCCCGUGCCGCGGCAGCAGGACCAGGACGAGGGCGCUGGUUCUAGUAGCCGCAACGACAAGAGAAGGGGCGAAGACGGCGGCGGACGUGGUGAGGGAGUUCUACGACGGCGUGAACCGGCGGGACCUGGCGGCGGUGGAGCCGCUCAUCGCGGAGGGCUGCGUGUACGAGGACCUGGUGUUCCCGCGGCCCUUCGUGGGGCGGGAGCGGAUCAUCGGCUUCUUCGGCGAGUUCAUGGGGACCAUCAGCCCCGACCUCCAGUUCGUCAUCGACGACAUCUCCGCCGAUGACUCCGCCGCCGUCGGGGUCACCUGGCACCUGGAGUGGAGGGGGAGGCCGUUUCCGUUCAGCAGGGGAUGCAGCUUCUACCGCUUGCUCGCCUCGGAGUCGGAGCAGCAGCCGCUGCAGAUUGUGUAUGGCCGAGACUGCGUGGAGCCUGCCGCCAAGCCCGGGGAUUUGGCACUGGUAAUCAUCAGGGGAGUGACAUGGAUCCUUGAACGAUUUCCGAGCCUUGCAAGCAGGCUCUGA
This is a messenger RNA of Miscanthus lutarioriparius, 615 nucleotides long. The record is from the annotation of a GenBank genome assembly. NCBI's taxonomy places the organism in Eukaryota, Viridiplantae, Streptophyta, Magnoliopsida, Poales, Poaceae.